AUUAGUGGUGAGCAAGCAGCGAACGACAACGUCGCAGAAUGACAACGAACGUAACGUUAAAUAAUAAUAAUCUUGAUAAUAAUAUUAAUAAUAAUAUUAUCAAUAAUAAUAAUAAUAAUCGCGCAGGAGAUAGUAUAGGGCGUGGAUGCGAUCAGUUUGUCGGUACCAGUGGAGACAUACGUCGUAGGAAUAAUCAUAUAAUGUCGGAAGAUGUACAUGAAGUAGCGACAGAUAUGCAACCAAUUGAGUUUGCAUUAACCAAAUCUAUUGGAGUUAUUCUUGAAGAGAAAGGGUAUUAUGUAUCUAAAGAAUUUGUGGAUCAAUUAACUGAAUUAACAGCAUUAUAUUUCCAUAAUUUCAUAAAAUCAUUAUUGGAUGUAACUCAAUCUCAACGACGGAGAGUUCCAACUUUGAGUGAUUUUAGUUUAAUCCUUAGAUUACGGAAAACUCAUCCAAUAGACCUUCUUAAAGAAUAUUAUCAAUUUAAUAGACGAUUAUCUAAAACUUCUAGAGAUAAAUUAAAAAGCAUUAGUGUGGAUACAAUCCAAUUACUUGAAAGGAUUCAAUCACAAGAUGUAAUUCUUGAUGAAACUGACGAAUCAUUACCAUUCUUUAUUAAUGAAAAUUAUGAAAUAGCAGCAAUUCUUCCUGAAAAGUCUUCAAAACCAAACUAUAUACCGUCAUACCUCCCUGAACUUCCACCUGAUUAUACCUAUCAAAAUACUUCUGAUUAUACAAAGAGAUUAAAUGAUUUAAAGCAAUUAAGAAUUAAGUUGGUGGAAGAAUCAAGAUUGACUCAAAAAUCAUUAUACGGGUUGAUUGAUGAUGAUGAGAAUAAGUGGAAGAAGUCCAUUGAAGAUCAAGUCACUCAGGCUGAGGUAGAAGAACUUAUAAAGGCUCGAACAAAUGAAGACAAAGAAUCUACAGAAGAUGAGCAGAAACCAGAAGUAGUCGUAGAUGAUGAAAAGAACAAAGAAUCCGAAGAAAUAGAGAAAGAUUCUGAACAAGAGGUGAAGAUAGUAGAACCAGAAUCGGAAGAUAUACUAAAGGACAAAAUAAUAGAGCAAAGCCAGGUUGAAGGAGUACCAGAAAAGAAGUCAGAUGAAGUGGAGGAAGUCAUUGUUGUUGAUGGUGAAGCAAAAAUAGAAGAAGAAUCAGUUAAGAAGCAGCCACCACCACCAUUCGUGUUUGAUUUUGAAGCAUAUGCGAAGAAGAGACGACUAAUUUCUGAAAAGAAGGAACAACGCAUUCAAGCAAAACGUCAAUUACGUGGCAAUAACAUUUACAUGAAAGCUGAACAGUACUACUCUCCAUAUGCUACUGCUCGUCCCACUGCGGAAAUUAAUAAUUAUUUUACGAAUAUAUUAGAUGAAUCGUUCAAGUCUGUCAUCAAACAAAUUAGAAUAGAUGAUUCAGUUAAACAGAAGAAAAUCCAACAAUUAUUGGAGCAAAGGGCUAUUAAAGAAAAAGAAAGAGAGCUUGAACGUGAAAAGCAACAAGAACUGAUGACUUUCCAAUUUGAUAAUUUGGUCUCUUCACUGGAUGAUGAUGAUGAUGAUGAUGAUUUCCCAGACUUUUCCUCUGUUCCAAAAGAGACAGCCAUUGAGAAGAGUGUAUCAAAUCAAGAAUCACAUUCUCCAAUAGACGAGGAAAGUAAUAAUAUAGAUACAGAUAUAAUUAGUGGUGUUCCUGAUCAAGAAGAGAAUACAGAGACAAAUCAAGAAAACAUUACAGAGGAUAAUAAAGAAGAGAGUCCAGAAAAGAAUCUAAAAGAUGAUCAAGGUGAUCAAAUUGAACAUGACAAUGACAAUGUAGAAUUGCAUAGCCAAGCAAAUGAAGAUCACGAUAGCGAACAAAUUGAUAGCGAUGAAUUCGAAGAAGAACUUGAAAACCUCUUGGAACAAAAUGAAGAACCAAUCGGUUCAAACAAUAGUGCUGCCCCCGUGCAAGCAGAUUCAGAACUGGAUUCCGAAAUGGAUUUUGAAGAUCUAUAGUUUACAAAUAUAUAGAAAAUUAAUUUAUACUAAAGUUGUAAGAUUGAGAGCUUUUCCUACUAUGUAAUUAAUCAGUAUGACUACCUAUUCU
This is a messenger RNA of Scheffersomyces amazonensis, 2085 nucleotides long. RefSeq lists its product as uncharacterized. Gene Ontology annotation, biological process: transcription initiation at RNA polymerase II promoter. The record is from RefSeq and is a predicted model, not a curated record. The transcript has a single exon. The coding region runs from base 39 to 1994 and encodes 651 amino acids. Lineage: Eukaryota; Fungi; Ascomycota; Pichiomycetes; Serinales; Debaryomycetaceae. Gene Ontology annotation, cellular component: transcription factor TFIID complex.